CCCCCCUGGGCUCUGGCCCAACAGGAGCCCAUCUCAGGGGGCAGGGGUGGGGCCUGGGCCCCUCCUCUGCCGCAUCAUUCUCUGCUCAGACAUGCCACCGGUUCUGGCUCGGCUACAGCAAGCAGCCAAGAUGGUGAUGACCAGGAAGAAGGUGGUGGUGCUGCUGGUACUGGGUGGGAUGCUGAGCCUGCUCCUCCACCAAGGAUCGCAGCUCAGCUGGUCCCCCAGGCUGCUGCUGUUCCCCGGAGCCCCGUGCCGCCCGACCGGCCGCACGCGGCCCAAGCACACGGCCGUGGCCUUCGUCAAGACGCACAAGACGGCGGGCACGACGGUGCAGAACAUCCUGUUCCGCUUCGCCGAGCGCCACAACGUGACGCUGGCGCUGCCGCGGCCCAGCUGCGAGCACCAGUUCUGCUACCCGCGCGACUUCUCGGCGCGCUUCGUGCACCCGGCCACGCGGCCGCCGCGCAUGCUCGCCAGCCACCUGCGCUUCAACCGCGCCGAGCUGCGGCGCCUGCUGCCCAACGACACGGUCUACGUCACUAUCCUGCGCGAGCCGGCCGCCAUGUUCGAGUCGCUCUUUAGCUACUACAACCGGCACUGCCCGGCCUUCGUGCGCGUGCCCAACGGCUCGCUCGAGGCCUUCCUGCGCGCCCCGCGCGCCUACUACCGGCCGGACGAGCGCUACGCCAUGUACGCGCACAACACGCUGGCCUACGACCUGGGCGGCGACAACGAGCGCAGCGCGCGCGACGAGCCGGCCUACCUGGCGGGCCUCAUCCGGGACCUGGAGGCCGCCUUCUCGCUCGUCAUGAUCGCCGAGUACUUCGACGAGUCGCUCGUGCUGCUGCGCCGCCUGCUGGCCUGGGACCUGGAGGACGUGCUCUACGUCAAGCUCAACGUGCGCAGCGCGUCCUCGCGCCUGGCCGCGCUGCCCGAGGGCCUGGCGCGCGCCGCGCGCCGCUGGAACGGCCUGGACGCUGGCCUCUACGAGCACUUCAACGCCUCCUUCUGGCGCCGCGUGGCGCGCGCGGGCCGCGAGUGCGUGCAGCGGGAGGCGCGCCAGCUGCGCGAGGCGCGCGAGCGCCUCCUGCACCGCUGCUUCGGGCCGCGCCCGCGCCUGCGCCCGGCCGCCGAGAUCCGCAACAAGCAGCUGCAGCCCUGGCAGCCGCUGGGCAACGUGGGCAUCGUGGGCUACGACCUGCCCAGCCGCCCGCCGGGGCCCGGCGGCGACGAGUGCCUCAAGGUGGCCAUGCCCGAGGUGCAGUACUCGAGUUACCUGCUGCACAAGCAGAAGCUCCGCGCCUCGGCCUGGGCCGAGCGGGGCCGCGCCGGCUUCGGGGCCGGGGACCGGCCCCCGCCGCCGCCGCCGCCGCGCCCCAUCCGAGCCCUGCCGCGGCUGGCCCGGAGGGGCUGA
Trichosurus vulpecula (common brushtail) is the source of this 1417-nucleotide messenger RNA. It is a transcript of the gene GAL3ST3, whose product is annotated as galactose-3-O-sulfotransferase 3. The transcript has 2 exons. The record is from RefSeq and is a predicted model, not a curated record. Gene Ontology annotation, biological process: glycolipid biosynthetic process. Bases 92 to 1417 code for a protein of 441 amino acids. Lineage: Eukaryota; Metazoa; Chordata; Mammalia; Diprotodontia; Phalangeridae. Gene Ontology annotation, molecular function: galactosylceramide sulfotransferase activity. Gene Ontology annotation, cellular component: membrane.